Molecule: messenger RNA, 1792 nt
Organism: Cuscuta epithymum
Lineage: Eukaryota; Viridiplantae; Streptophyta; Magnoliopsida; Solanales; Convolvulaceae
Source: the annotation of a GenBank genome assembly
AUUUUAUUAGUUUGAAAUUGUACUAUGUACUUUAAUUUUAAUGGUUGAAUAAAGCUCCACUUGCUCACUCAUUUCACAUCAAGUUUAAUUUGUACUAUCUUCUCCACUUUGAAAAAAUGUCAAACCCACUUGCUCACUCAUUUCACAUCAACUUUGUACUAUCUUUUCCACUUGAAAAAAUGUCAUACCCACUUGUUUUGAUAUUUCACAUCAAAUAAGUAUAAUAUGUAAAAUAUCUUAACCAACUUCUUUUACAUGUAAGAGUAAAUACAUGUCUCAUUUCACAUUGUACUAACACCCAAUUGUCCUCCUAUUCUAUAUACAUUAAAAUAUAGUCCUUUCUCAUUAGUUGUUAUCCUACAAUGGAAGACGCACUAGACGAGUAUGAAAACGGUCAAGCCGAGUCUCAUCACAUGAGGAUGGCUAUGAUGGUAGCACUUAUCAGUUCAAACUCAGGUGGUCGUGAGUACAUUGAUCGAGAGAGGGAAGAAGGCCACCGUCAUUUGAUGGAUGACUACUGGAAUCCCAACCCAACUUAAAACGCUCAUAUAUUCCGUAGGUGUUUUCGAAUGCUACCUGGUUUGUUUGACCGCAUCAUGAACGAUGUGGUGUGUUUCGAUUCUUUCUUUGCACCGAAGAUAGAUGCAUUCAACCAGGUAUCUCUUUCCCUUCAACAAAAAUUAACAAGUGCAAUAUUCAUGCCUGCAAAUGGUUGCUCGGCUAAUUCAUUAGAUCAACUUUGUCGUUUGGGGGAGACCACAAUUUUGUCGUGUCUUAAAAAAAUUUGUAAGGCAAUUAUUGGGAUUUACGGUUCUUCAUACCUAAGAUCACCCAAUCCCGAUGAUCUCCACCGCCUACUAGAGAAGGCAUCCAAGAAGGGAUUUCCGGGUAUGAUUGGUUCCAUUGACUGUAUGCAUUGGGAAUGGAGAAAUUGUCCAACGGCAUGGGCAGGCCAGUUUACUGCGUACAAGCGCAAACCAACUAUAGGGCAUGAGGUUGUUGCUUCAUAUGAUACAUGGAUAUGGCAUGCGUUUUUAGGUACAGCUGGUUCUAACAAUGACCUUAACAUGCUUGCAAGCUCCCCCGUGUUUAAUGCAGUUGUGAAUGGCUUUGCUCCUCAAGUCCACUAUACGGUAAACAAUAACUUGUACAAUCAAUGUUAUUACUUAGCCGAAGGGAUAUAUCCCACAUGGGCUACUUUUGUUAAAACAAUUAGCCACCCGGACACCCCUAAGAAACAACUCUUUGCUGCUAAGCAGGAGGCCUAUCGUAAUGAUGUCGAAAGAGCAUUUGACAUUUUACAAACGAGAUGCACUAUUUUAAGAGGUGCCGCCCGAUCGUAUGAGACACAGACUUUAGGUGAUAUCAUGCUCACAUGUAUUAUCCUACACAACAUGAUUGUGGAAGAUGAGUAUGAAGAAACUGAUGAUGAUCCGGGUACUCAAGAUUAUAGUGCUCAAGAUUAUAGAUGACUAUAACUAUAUUGGUCCACACAUUGAAUUUGAUCUUAAUCAUGAUGCCCCCACUCUAAAUGACUACAUGAUGCGACAUAAUCGCAUUAGGAGCUCUUCGGUGCACCCCGCUCUAAAAAAUGGCCUCAUUGAUCAUUUGUGGGCGCAUCACGGGAAUGGCAUGUAGUUGGUUAUGUAUUUGUUUUUUGUUGUUUUCGUGCACUUUUGCUUCAAUAAUACCACUAAUGUUUGUGGUUUUCCUUUUAUUGUUAUGCAUUAGGGAUUUGUUUCUCCUUUAUAUUAUCGUAAUCAACAUUAUGGUUUUUUUUUGUAUUUUAUUG